UGGGGGGCUAGGAGAGUAGUUGGUCGCAGAACGCACCCUCCCCCCAUGAACUGGGGCUCGGGAACGCACCCGCCCCCAUGAGCAUCAGGGUGCGUCAUGCGGUUCGUGUAGCCAACUGCGUCGACGGCGGCCGCGUCGGGCGAGGUGGCGCCGCAGGCCGGGGCAGCUGCUUGGCGUUGCAACAUGUCGACUUCCACCGCCAGCUGCUUGCGCGGGCUGGGUGCUGGUGGUGCUGCUGGUGCUGGUGCUGCUGCCGUUGUUCUCUGAUGGCCUGAGAUGAUGGUUUGGACAGAGACGAGGAAGUCAACAGUCACGUUCUGCUUCACCUCCCUGGAUAUGUCCAAGCUGUGAGCUCCACCCUCUCCUCUAGCUGCUGACUAGAAGUACUGAGUACCUGGCACUAUGAGAGUGUCACAUCAGAGUGCCUGCACGAGUACUUGUGAGCUGUGAAAUGAGGAUUGGCCCCAGCAAGUCCUCCAGACUUUAGCUCCGGAGCGCCGACAGAGGCUGGGUGUGGCUGGCGUGGGCGAGGUGGGUGUGGUCGUGCGGGUUAAUGCUGGCAGCACGAUGCUUCUCGUACCUGGCCCUCGCCUGGAUGUACGUCAGAACCACCAUUCCGGUAUGGGAGAAGGACACGACCCUGGCCCUCUGGAUCAACCGAAAGGUGUCGUCGCGACCUGUCGCCGACCUGUGUCGCGACCUGGCAGAUGGGGUGAUCUUGUGUGGGCUCCUGGAUGCCCUGGUGCCCGGGACGUGCCCUAGACACGACCUUCUGCCCGUGGAUCAGCCCGCUGCCAACCUGUAUAUCGCCUCGAGGCUCGCCACUAAAUACCUCGGGGUCUCGCAGGACAUCAGCAGCAUCAGUGAUGGGACAAAGGGACGUGCUGCUCUGGUCCAGUUCCUCCGAGGAGUCAGAUAUGCUGCUCUCAGACGCCACGUCUUCGGGGGCCCACCUGUUACCCCCUACUCUAUCGCACAAACACUCGGCUGUCACCAGGUGAUCGCCCGGGGGAUGGGACUCCAGCUGGGGGUGGUGGGUCGGAGAGCGAGGUUCACCCUCUACCUCGCUGGGGCCACGGGGAUCGACCUGGUGGUGGAGGUCAAGAACGACCUGAAUGACUACUGCAGUCAUCGCAUUACUAGCCGUUCCCCCGCGAGGGUCGGCUACCUCUCCAAGGAUGCCCUUAAGGGACGCCACAACAUCCCGCUGGAGUACGAACUGGGGUCGUGCGAGGUCCGCGUGGCCUGGGUGCCUCUCCAGAUGUCUCGUCACUCCCUGGCCAUCAUCUGGCGAGGACAGCACAUCGUCGGCUCCCCUUACUGCGUCGUCGUCGACGAGUCUCUGGAACAUUCGCCCGGCCGCCAGUGCCAAAUCCUUCACUCCACCCAGGACAGUGACACUGAAUCUGAGAUUGGUAAUCCUGUCACCCCAGUCAGCAGAAGUAGGAGGGGAUCCCUACACAAGGAAGACACAACUGCUAUCUCCUAUAGGGCCAAGGCUGGUGCCCUCAGGUUCGUCAACAUCCUGCGUCGUCGCGUGGUGCGUCGAGUAGUCCACGUCGGGACUGAGGACGUCGUGCUGCAGGGCGAUGAGAGCAUCGGCCGCUCCCCGGAGGCACGUCAGGCUUUCCGGAAGAUGCGGACCAGUUCGUUCGAGAGCAAGGACGAGUAUCCGGACACUGGCUUCCCGCGGCUCGGCAUCUCUGCCCUCGCCGUCGGAAGAUCGUCUCGGCAUCCGGAUGUCCGAUCGUCUGAUUCUCCGCUUGAGCCAUUAGACGACGCGAUUCCCACGCUUACGGAGAGCAAACUGGAAGACUGUAGUCAGAUGUGUCAUUCAGAAGAAAGGACACAGGAAGAUUGCAGUCAGAUAUGUUAUGCAGAAGAGAGGACACAGGAAAAUUGCAGUCAGAUGUGCCAUGCAGAAGAGAGGACACAGGAAGAUUGUAAUCAGGUGUGUCAUGCAGAAGAGACUAAAGGAAGCAACGAAACCGGAAACACAGAAUCAUUUAAUACACCUGAUUACAUAAAUGACUUCUCGCAGAGAAAACGGGACACUAUAGGAAAUUUACAAAAUAAUGCCUCUGAUGAUUUAAUUUCAGAACUAGACAUACGAACCGAGAUCACCAGUUCUGAAGAUGUGUUGGACAUUGACCAAGAGGUACAUAUACAAAAUCUCAAAGAUUCUCAUACUGAUGAGAACUUGCAUGAUUUGCAAGACACACAAAUAUGUACAGCUGAUGGAGAAAAUAUUGAAGGAUUCCCUCCAAUCAGAUUGUACACCGAAAAGGAAGAAAACGGGAAACUAUUUGUUCCCGAAGUCAAUGGUCUAUACGAGAAAUCUUGGAGAAAGCCGGAUACAGUUAUAUCGACAUGUUUGAGGCCAAAUUCAACGGAUGAAGUUGAUGAUGCAUGCAGUAGCAUCAUGAACAUAUGCGACUUCAUCACAGACCACAAACCAAAGAAGGAAGCGCUGCGGACCGUUGAAGUAGCAUCAAGGAUAAUAGCCUACGGAUUCAGCGAAGAGUCUGAUUCUUCUUGUUCUCUAGCGAUGAAUGACGCCAAACCUCAACGUGUGUUUGGGGAAGAAAAUGCGACUUGGGUUCCAAGUGGUGAAGCAGACGGCGACGAACAACUUGAGGCACUGAUGGAUAAUCAAGGCAAUAGCUUGAGCAAUUAUUCUGUCGGCAGGGGCAUCCAGGACAAUGUUGACGGAGAAGGCGCCGACGUUUCCGAACCGAUGGAGAGCUGUGAAGGUUCGGAGCCGGGCGAAGAGCGCUUCGAGGAUGCGGAAGACGGCAGCCCCGAGCACUUCUUGACCCACACAAAGAGACCCUUGGUUAUCCCAAAGGUGGUCGUUCACGAGUCAAACGCAACACUUAUAGACAAUGAAACAGUAAACAGAUCAGUGUUAGUGCAAGCAGACGACGACGCUACUGUUGCCAUGGACUACCUUCAGACCAUCGACGAGGAAACUGAACCAAACUCAUUAGAUGAGAACAGAUGGGAGUCAGAGCUGAAGAAAUGUGAAGUCCUCCUUCAAGAGAGCUCAAAUGUAUCCGGUACGAGUGACACAAUGACUGACCCAGACGAAGUGCUGAGGAAGGUAGCACGCUCCCUGGAAAGAUAUGUAGAAAUAGCUGAAGUAGUCGAUGGUUUGCUGAGCAGAAGAGAAACAAAUUGCAAAUCAUCUGUGGAGGCAGAAGAAUCGUGCAAAUCUCUCGUUGAAGCUAUAGACCCACUUCACCGGCCAACAGAAAUAGCUGAAUCAGAUGAGGCCAACAUGGAAUCACCUGCAGGAAUGGAAGACCUGAAGCAGUUGACAACUGAAGGCAAUAACCCAUGGAGACUGCUUGGUCCUCACACAGAAGUGAGCGGACAAAGUGAUGAAACGGCAAAGUUCUCUCAAAUUUCAUCUGGAGAGUUAUGCUUCCCUGCAAAAGCAGCCAGUCCCAAGCUGGCUAAUGAACAGCCCCAACAGACCAGUGAGAACUUGCUACAUAUCACUGAAAAAAAGCUCGAGACCAUUCCAUGCCCUUCUGAAGGCUCACGUGAGGCCACUGAAACCCUACGUGAGACCAGUAAAGAGACCGCUAAUGACCUGUUUGGGACCACGGAAGUCCUACACGAGGCCAGUAAUCACCUACAUAAGACUGAUGAAAGUCUAUAUGAGACCAGUGGAAAUUUUGAAGAUCACCCAGAAAAUUCACCAGAAGGCAGAAUGUCUCAACACACAGUUAGAUCAAGGGAUCAUAUGGAGGUACUAAGAGUCAGCAAAGACCAUCUGGAAGUUGGAAGAGGCAGCAGGGACCAAUCUGAGGUCUCGAGAGGCAGCGGGGACCAAUCUGAGGUCUCGAGAGGCAGCAGGGACCACUCUGAGGUCUCGAGAGGCAGCGAGGACCAAUCUGAGGUCUCGAGAGGCAGCGAGGACCAAUCUGAGGUCUCGAGAGGCAGCGAGGACCAAUCUGAGGUCUCGAGAGGCAGCGAGGACCAAUCUGAGGUCUCGAGAGGUAGCGGGGACCAAUCUGAGGUCUCGAGAGGCAGCAAGGACCAAUCUGAGGCCUCGAGAGGCAGCGGGGACCAAUCUGAGGUCUCGAGAGGCAGCAAGGACCAAUCUGAGGCCUCGAGAGGUAGCAGGGACCAAUCUGAGGCCGAGAGAAGCAACAAGGAACAGCUGGAGAUGAGAAGAGACAUGGUGGAAGACGGGGAACUUAAGGACGCAGAUGAGAAUGAACAUAUCUUCCCAUGCACCCCAACGAAGGAAACUCGCCUCUACCACCAAUCACUGGGUGCACGACAUGCCAAGUGCUGCAGCUGGAACACCAUCUAUGAGGGAAGUGGGAAGCACUACAGUCCGUCAUAUGGGAUGCCCGUUGAAGCCUGUGGGUCGCCUGCCGGAGUGCCCUUUGAGACGUCUGGUUCAUCUGGUGGAUUGUCUCUGGAGACAAGUGUCAUUGGAGCUAACAAGUCCCUGGAAGCCCAUGACAAUCCUAAGCUAUGUAAACACGCAGCUAAUCCCAAAAGUUCUUUGAGUUCGUCUAGUCAGCCCCCGCCCCCAAUGACCGAAGGAGGUCAGCUUACUUCGUCUUCGGAAGUUGCGCGAACAGAUGUUUUGUUUGAGAAUGGAAUCUUAGAAUAUGAAAAUGCCAAAGAAUGUUACCUUGUCCCAUUCGAGAUUCAAAGUGAUAAUUCACUCGGCGCAGGAAGUAAAGCUAUCGGUCGCUCCAGAACCAACCUUUCCCCACCUGGCCCAGUGUCUGGAACAAACCUUUCCCCGCCUGGCCCAGUGUCUGGAACAAACCUUUCCACGCCUGGCCCAGUGUCUGGAAGAAACCUUUCCCUGCCUGGCCCAGUGUCUGGAACAAGCCUUUCCCCGCCUGGCCCAGUGUCUGGAACAAACCUUUCCACGCCUGGCCCAGUGUCUGGAACAAACCUUUCCCCGCCUGGCCCAGUGUCCAGGUUCAGGUCAAUGUUCGAAACGAGAUCCCUGGAAGAAAUCUCAUCCCUUCAGAGAGGUAAAACUUCAGGAAAGUCUGAAGACAAAUCACAGUACAGUGAUUAUAAGCCCCCAAGUACACUGCCAGUUGGCUUAGAAACCACGAGAGGCAUGAUUUCAGAAACCGAUACUGACGCUUCACACGAUCCACAAUCCACGAACAAGACGGAUAAAGCCAAAUCAGACCAAGAAAAUAAUGUGGCGAAGGAGAAGUUGACCAGAAAGCCUAUCCGCAUUCCAGUAAUAUCUCCAGAUAUGGCUCGCCUAAAUCAACUCAGAGUGGACUCUCCACCUGAUAAUACAGCUGGAGUGCCCCGCCAACCACAUCUUCAAUCGAUGGAACUUGCCGCACACAAAGGCAGAGUGAAAAGCUUAGUUAAGUUUAACAGGUUAUUAAGAUCGGUACAAGCCAAAGAGUCGCCUGUGAGAUGCGUGUCACCGACGCUACAAACGCUGCAGGAGAAGAUCCCCCUGCCAUCCAGUGCCUCAGGGAGCGAGGCAUUAGAAGCAAGUGCAUCGUGCAGCAGCUGCAGCGAGGCAUCAGACAUGAUCGCCCUCGAGGCGGAGCAGCGAGUCUCCCAGCUCCGGUCUGUAUUUGAGGUCUCCCGUCUGGCCGCACAGCAAAGGACACAAAGAGCCUUCUCGCGGAAGCUCAAGAAGUUUGUUUUUGGGGAUGAUAACGAAGAACCAUUGGGAACGGAGCACGGGAGCGACUCGUCUGAAAUGACCCCUGGUAAUGGGGCAACUAAAAUGCCAGUAAGUAAAGAUCAUUUAAGUGACAGGGCUUAUUCUUCUGAAAGUACCGGAGUCGUCCAUCAGGUUUCACACAUGAAUAUUCCAGGAAACAAUUGGUCUAAUGUAGCUGGAGUUUCUAAUCUAGAUGAAGAAACCAGAGACUCGUCUAGUAACGUUACAGUACACCAACCAGAAGAACCUAAGAACCUGGAAACUGGAAAGAGUUUGACGAUUUCUGACACAUCAGUUCUUCAAGACGAACUGGAAAUUAGACAGGAUAAUGCUUCCCAUACCACAGGGAAAUUGAAACGCCACAAGAAGUCAGAAAAGCUUAUGACGUCGCUGGUAACCAUGGAGAAAAACAUCAGAGACGUGCAGACAUCAGUACAGCGUCUAAGCAAACACUACACUACUGGACCCUCCGGCAAUGUAGACCUCUCUCCAAAAGCGGCUCAAGACCACGAUCUAAACCUCGACUCGUCUUCAAAUGAGCUAAAGCAAGAGACCUCAGGUGUUGCUGGUCUGUUCCAUCAGGUGGUAGUGAUGAGGGGAACGGUAAAACGUUUGGCACAACACUUUGAGAAUGCUGAAACAAACAGUUCAGCGCUGAAGGACACUUCCAGUGCUGAUAUUGCCUCGGUGCUGCCACCAAAGGCACAAUCAGAACUUGGAUAUUGCAAAGAAACAGACGGAAGGGACAAAAUAAUGGAAGGAAUAACCGAACAUAUGAAUGAUUCAGCUGAAGGACAAGUUCCAGGCAACUAUCAAGUUCCAGAUAAUUAUCAAGUGGGGACUAUCCCUCACUCACAAGACAGAGUUGCUAAACUUGAGUUGCAAGUGCUUCCUGCAGAUCUGUACCAACACACUCACUUGCCGCCUCCUGAAGCAGCAUGUGUUAACGAACACAAAGAGCAAUGUAAAGGCACGGAAAAGAUUUCGAUGAAGGCCAUGGAUAUAUCUCGAGAGAGGCCAUCUCUGCCCUUCGGCCAACCUCUUGGAAAUAUGGGCGAACUCCGCGAACAACGGAUCAAUCUCGUCACACCUGCGGAUGAACUUCAAAAGCAAUCCGUAGAUCAACUCAGAACAGAAUCAUAUCCAACUUUAGGUCACCGCCAGGAGGCACUUAAAUCUGUUCAGCAGAUUCAGAAACCUGUCGAUCAACAUCAGGAGGAGUUAAUCGAAUCUAUCGACCAGCUUCAGAGAGAGCCAACGGAAACUGUUAAUCAACUUUGUAGGGAAAACAUUGAACCUGUUGACCAGUUUCAGGAAAAGCCGACAGAUCUCGAUGGUCGGCCUCGGGAAUGGAGUGUAUUGAAGGAAACAUCUGGGCCUGGAAGUAGUAAUGAGGACCCUUACAGAAGAGCGCAUCAAGCUAAGAUAGAUUCAUGGAAUCGAGAAGGGAGCAUCAGAUGUCAUCCAAUUGUUCCCAUCGGUCGUCUUCAGGUGAAGGCUCAUGAACACCCAGUUCAGAUGAUGGCAGUAGGAGUUGCUGACCAUCCUCUUCAGGAACUUCAGGAAAGCGAGCAGCUUCUUCAUGACAAUUCUGGAUUUGACGAUCAAACUGGAAAAACUACUGACAAUGAAUACCAGUCUAUAAUGAAGAACAUACCUGAUGACCAGCUGAGAAAGUUUGGGGUAUAUUUUCAAGAAGAUCAAAGUUCAUUUAUUGAUGAACAGGAGGAUUCAGAUCCUCAAGGAAACUCACCAGUGAGGAUGGGAAUCCAGCCUGAAUCUAGUACCACCGCCCGAUUGAAGGACGAUGUAUCUAAUUCUAUAGAUUCUCAACAUCAAAAUACACCGAUAAACGUUUGGAGUGAAUCAAAGGUUUCUGAAAUCUUACAAGUGGCGAACACGUCUGAGAAGAAUUUGGAAGAAUCCAGAGCAGUUUUGGAAGAAUUAUCAACAGCCAUACAACUUCCAAAGGCGUUAAAUAUGAGUUCGAAACUCCAGAUGGCGUCGCCUACGCCUCUGAAAAUGGACGAGUCGACAUCAAACCUCCUGGAUAAGUCGGCAGAACAUACAAACUGCCUAAAGGAAUCAAGUCUCUGUUCAGAACUCCUGAAGGAUCCACCUACGUCUAAAGACCAACUGGACAAACUAAAUAGUCUCCCAGACCUCCCAGAUUAUGCAAAUGUGUCUUCAGACUUAUUCCAUUCAAUCAAACCGUCAGAUUCGCUCGAAAAUUCAACUUUACUCUUAGGGUUUUCUAAGGAACGAGCUUCACCUCCAAAGCUCCUGAGAGACACAGUUGAACUUGCAAGCCUGUUGGACGAGCGACAUGGAACUGUACACUUUCUGGAGAAUCUAACUACUGCCGCAGACUUAAGACAGGCCAAUACAUCUGCAGCAGAUCUGCUGAAGUCUGGAACACCUGCUGACUUUUUGACAGAUAAAGAUGCUCCUGUAAGCCACUUGAAGGAGCCAUAUACACCUGUAAGUAUAUUGAAGGAACCACUCGAGGAAACAAUACACGUUGACUCACAAGAGGAAUCGACUGUACGUACUACAUCCAAGACGCAGUUCUCAGGUUAUAUUGAUUAUGUUGAAGAGCCAAAUGACACGGUUGAUGUUGCUCGCGCAAAGCAACCGGUAAAUGCGCAUGAAGCUUUGCGGAAACCUCUAACACCACCAAACGCAUGUGUCCCAGCAGAUAUAAUAGAGAAGCGUAAGCUGCAGAGCUACGCAAGUGAAGCUUGUAUUCAAACUUCAGAACAUCAAGGAAGGAAGCUAUUUUCUCCGUCUAGUGUUGAGAAUAUUGAUGCAAAUCGGGAAGAUUCUCUCGUAUCUUCUGUCACCAAAGAGUCAGAAAGAUCUUCAGGGCAAGACUCGUGUGUCAUGUCUUACAGAGACACCGGGGUACCUAAGGGGAGAACGGUGCAGCCCGUUUCUCAACACGAAGUCCCUGUACCCGGAGUUGUAGUGUUCGGGGCCACGGCAGAGAGCGGCCUCGAUUGUAUUUAUAAGUACGAUACAAACCUCAAUUCUGAUUCUGACAAUAUUCAUGUGGAGGACGUAGCUAACUGCCAGAACACUUACGACUGUCUACAAGACCAGGUUUCGGUAGAUGUAAUUGCUGGUGGGAAAACUUAUCGCAUCAUUCCUGAGAGCUUAUGUGCGUCAGAUGUGCGAGAAAAUGAAAUACUGGAGUCAAAUUAUUCUUCUGGGUUUUCCACAAAUGAGCCCAUUAACAGUGAUAAAUUACGAGGGAGGGAACUUGGUUCCAUGCCCUUCAGUGCAGGCUACAGCAGUGGGGAGUUCAGUCAGGAAAUUGAGGUGUCGAUUCAGUUUCCAGCUGAGGCGGAUGAGACCUCUCCUGACAAGUCAGAAGAGCUUGAAGAACACAGGAAAUUGCUGUGCCCUGUUGCGUUAGAAUCCUUGCCUCAUCGCCCUCACUCGCCUCUACACAAUUUUUUUUGUAGAACUGGUGAACCAGUCGAUCAUUCAGACGAUGACUUACCUCUUCAUGAUCACACUCCAGAUCUCAACAGACCGCAGGAGUUAAUGCAAGACAAACCCGCCAUUCCCCAGAAACCACUGGGAGGACAUUUGAGCACUCUCGAGGGGUCCAAUAUAGACGAAGUAGCGUCAGAAAAGAGAUUCGUCCUAACAUCGCACAGGACAGUUGCAGACUCGUGGCCACGCUCAUACAAAUCGGCUUUAAACCCAUUGUCAGCGCCCUCUGUUUCCUCGCUUCUGAGUGGAGUAGAUAUACCGACUUGCAGUGUGGAAAUGACCCCGCAUGGGGACACAGGUGGGGUGGACUCUAUUGACACUGCUGUCAACCCAUCAUGCACGGAAGAGGACACCGUUGGCGCCACUGUCAGCCCGUCAUUGGCAGCUCCAAAGGCGGGUCUGCCAAGUAUCCAGGUGUCGCUGGAAACACUAACAACGAGAAUUAGCUUAUCAGAAAUGGCCCCAAACUUCACAGAUACUUCAGAGAUACCCACUGAUUACCCCAUAGACGUUAGACAUGGUCCACAAAACACAUCUGUUCACGAAAACAUAUUAAAAGAUAAUUCAGAGGAAAGUUUAUUCAAUUUACUGGCCAUUGUGUCCACAGAUGCCCAGGUGAACUCUGCUCACGGGAAUAGCAUACAAUUUACAUUAAAGGACGACCCUCGGGGUGACAGCUCUGCUGAACUAAAGUCAAUCGAUGCUGAAGUUGAAACUUACUGGAAUGUGUCGAGUAGCCACGCAUCUGGACAAAUUACACAGGUGUUGUCUGACAGUUUGUCCAAUGAUGAGGAGUGUAACAGUAAGGUGGAGGAUCAGGACGAGGAGGCGGAUCUGGUCAAGGAAGCGGAUCUGCUGCAGGUAUCAAACAGCUACUUGAUGGUCGAGGAACCAGGUCUAGAGAACUCAGACGACAGUGAUUUUUCUUUCGGCACAGAAGACUGUGGGGAUCCUCUGAUACCGAAACAGUUCAUUGAUGCAAUGUUGAUUUCUACGAGAGCGGAGAGCCAGCAAGAACAGUUAGAAUACAACGCGCUUCCUGGAAGGUCAGUUGAAGAAGACAGUGACCCCGACACAUUAAAAUGCCAGACUUCCUUCUCCAUUUCCCAGAGUAAGAAGGAAGUUGCACUGUUUUUAACAGACGGAAGUCCUGCUGAGCUUCGUCACCAACCGACAGUUGCACACAUGGAAGAUUCAGUCCUCACCCGGUCACAGGAGAUCAAGGCGAAUCAGGAGGCAGCAACAGCCAACAGAUGGUCGGAGGAAAACAAGACGAGUCAGGAGGCGCCAACAGCCACAGAGUCAACAGCUUCAAGGACACGUGUCAAGGUUGACGAACAAAAUGACACAGACCCGGAUGACAGCGAUUUCACUUUUGGGACAGAAGAUUCUGGGGACAUAUUCCACGUGCCUCAAAGGUACAUUGAUGAACAGUUGGCUUUCAAGGAUGAGGAAAAGUCUUCAAAGAAUAUGAUCUCAUUACCUCUGGCGCCUAACGACUCUAACUCUCUUGAUGCCAAAUUUAAGAGACUCACACGCACACCAUGGAACAGCAUUGACCAAGACUUAUUAGAUGGACAAAGGGAAAAUGCCACAGUGUUAGACAGUGCUGAACUAUUAAGGAGAAUAUCUGAAAUUCAUUCCACAUUGCAAGCCUCUAAAGAAACGUCACAAGAUGCUGUUGUUGAAUCAGAGAAAAAACAAGCUUCACAUGAAAUAAAAUCGUCUCAGGAUAUUUCAUGCCAUAUGACACCCGCUGGAGUAGAAGGACUAGUGUUAAAUUCGACUUCAGAAACCAAAGAAUCCUACCCACUCAGUCCGCAGCCAAACACAGACUCAUCGGCUAGCCUCUCGACCGUCGACGUGAGCGCCGUGCCUUCACAACCUCCGACUCGGGACACUACAAGCGGAGAGAAUGGCAGCGAAACUGACUCUGAUGACGAUAUGCGUGUCGGCCCACUUAAGAGCAGUCAACCCUUGGUCAUACCCUUGUCCGCAAGCCCCAGUAAGUCCACAACACCUGGCUCGGACAGCGACUCGUCCAAUUCCGAAUCUGAUGCCCUGACGGACGAGGACGACAUCGAGGUGUGCGCGGUCAAGAAAAAACCCAAGUACACUAAGCCUGCUCGCAGCCACCGUAGCAAGCUUCACACCAUCCAGGAACUCUCGGAGGACGAGGAGGAACGGGAUGCAACGCCAAUCAGGCCGCCCAGACAGAGCAGGCUCACUGGCGCAAGGUCCAGGCUCACUGAGAACUGGUGGAAACCUGAUUUCCCAAAGGUUCACCAGGCAUCCCCUAAAACGACAAACUUAUGCUCAGAUUUCUCGAGAAAGCUUGGGGAUGGUGAUGGUGAAGUGUCCAGCACAAAGGUGAUGGGAGGAAGCCGACGCAAUAAUCAUCCUCUAGCAAUGGUAAAGCUCAUUCCAGACAAUGUAUCUUCAUCAUCUUCUGGCGAUGACUAUGACGACGAUGGUGAUAUCGACGAACCAGUUGUAACAUACGGACGGCUCUCCUACACGGGAAUUGUCUUCAAGAAAAUGCAGAAGACAGAAUCCCUAGCGAAGAAAAAUAUAACCUCGAGAACAUCUAGAAGUAGCAAGAAAGCCAGCUCCAACAGUGAAACAAAUGCUGAGCAAAUUAAUCCUGAGCGGGAUCAAAUCCUUCAAGCUGGGAGCGAACUUGGACCUGGAAAGCAUCGAAAUUCACCUGAGCUUGAGGAUCACGUAAUACAAAAAAUAAACAAUGGUGGAGAGAAGUUUAUAGAAACUAUGAAUGAAAAUUAUAUUGAGAAUCACACAGGUCCAAAAAUAAACGAAAAUGAAGAACAGGAAAGUUUAAAUAAUAACGUCAUGGAGGAACUUGCCAGUUCGAAUAAAACUGAAAAUUUGAAACAUAAAAAUCUAAACAAAAAUGAGAUCGUGAAAUAUGAAGAUCGAAACGAAAAUGAGAAUGAGAACGACGCAAUCAUCACUCGAAACCAAAACAUCCAAACGAAGCUUGUUGAUCCAUUCUCCCAAGAGCUCUCGACCUCAAAACCUGGAAAAGAGAAUCCUCGGGAGAGGAACCCUCGAUACCCACAAAAAGAAGCUAACUCAACGGUCAGCUUCUUGGAAGAAGAAGAAGAUACCACCCAAUACUUCUUCCCUCCCAUGGAGACCCUAUUCACCCCAGCUUCUCCAGACCCCAUCAUCAUCACCAGCAGCGCCUCCCAAUCUCCCGCUGUGAAGGCAGAUGUACCCACCAUAACUCGGUAUGUUGUCACUCAUCUAGGGCGGGAGAGUGUGCUAACCGACCAUACCUUUGCUCCUCCGAUGGAGAAGCUGUUGAAACCGACGCUCCAGAUGGCCGGUGAGCAGGUUGAUGACCACUUCCCACUUGGGAAUGAGUUUGAGAGAAAAUUUCAAGGUCAGUCCUGUUGUUUUUCCAUGAUAGAUGAUCUUCUGGACGUUCGUGCAUGCACAGCACCUCAAUUUUUAGAUGUUGGAAAUUCUGAAUUGGGGAAUUCGAUCGCUUUAACAAUGCCAGUAAAUGGCCUUACACAUCCUGAGCUUUUAUCAGAGAAUACAAUUCUUCAUAAGAAAGAUUCUUUAACCAUGGCGGCUGAGGGAGCCAAUAGGGAUUCGAAGGACCUUAGCGACAUUAUUUUACGGUGCAGCAAACAGUCUGAAACAAAUUUAAACUGUACUAAUUCCCAUGAAGAAAAUACAAAAGCAGAGGUAGACAAUGAAGAAAUUUUGUUAUCUACAGAAAAACCCCAUGACCUCGAAACGAGAGAAAAUGUACUUAAAUGUAACACUGAUAGAAACGAGAUAUCAAAGGGGGAGGAUUUUUUGGGGGAAACUAUUGUUGGCUCUCAAGUACCCGCAGUUGGUGAAAUUAGUCAGGAAACAGAAUUAGAAAGCAUUUCGGAGGAAGCAAGAGGCAACCAUGCCAUCAGUGAAGAAUACGUGACCAAUCAAGGAAGCAAAGAACCUACUGACGAAGGGACUCUUGAAGGCAGAGAGUACGACGGUAGUAUCAACAGUCCCGCUGAUGUGGACUUCAUCGAAGAACCUUUGACCUCUUUUCAGAGUAGCGGCCCUCAACAGCUUGGUUGUUUUCAGGACGUUAUCGAUCCGACAGAAGCGGUGACAGAUAAAGGUGAGAGUAAGGGCAGUAUUAGUGCCGAGGCUUCUCCAGUAAUGGCCGUAGAGCUUACCCAGAGCACCAGUAAUGUUGUCCUUUACUCCCUCGGCAACAACAGAAAAUUACCCGGUGGCGCAAGCAGUUUAUUGCAGGAACCUGAGACUCUGACUUGGCAUUCCAGAGAUGUGCAUUUGGAUGAGUUGAGUGACGUCUUCCCGCUCACUAUUGACACCUUUACUGUGACGGCUAGCAGUGACCCAUUUUCUGUGACGAGUAGCAGCGACCCAUGUUCUGUGACUAACAGUGACCCAUUUUCUGUGACGACAAGCAGAGACUCGUUUUCUGUGACGACUAGCAGGGACCCGUUUUCCCAGCCCUCUAAAAUGGGAUCAUGGGCUGGGGAGUGUUUUAGUGAUGAAACAAUGCAAGCAAGCAGUUUCUGCACGGCUGAUGUAAAGCAUGCGCUUCAAGCGGUAAAGGGAAGCCUUAGUGGUGAUGGCGAACACUCGCCGUCAUCACAAGGAGAAGUUGAGAAGCCAGGUUCUGCAGCCUGUCCUUCAGUCGUUCCUCAGACUCCCUCCGAGGAGUCAGUGGCGACAGCUAGUGGUGAGAACUUGAAACGAAUUCCCUCCCACCUAGGAGGAACAAUUAUGGAUACAAAUCCAGGAUUUGCAAUACCGGAGGUGCAAUGGGACACUUUUCCCAUCUUUAGUGGUAUCUCACCAGAUGACCUAGUGGCUGUCGAUGCAUCUUCAGAUACAUCAGUGUCAACACCAACGCUUGAGGCUGAUGAAGCCCUGACGGUAGCAGACUUCGACACUCGCUGGACAAGUUUUGACGUCAAGGAAACAGAGUGUGGUGAAGGAUCACCAAAUAGCCUUGGUGUUGAAGUAAGAAAUGAUUCAGAUAUACAAAAAGUUGUUUGUAAUGCCCCAAAAGGGACUGGGUGUAUAAAAGAAGAGUUAAGUGCUCCACACGACAGCAGGGAACAAUCUCCAGACGCCCAAGUUUUGUUUGAACCUUCCAAUCCAUAUUUAAGGACCACAGAAAAUGGCGGAGUCUUAACUUGUCCACAUGCAGGGCAUCAGGGAGUUGACCUUAAUACUUGUAACUCAAGUGGAUUAGACUCUCCAGAAGCCCUACAUCUCCAUACUCGCUCACCAGCUGAGCACGCAAGUGAAGGUGGUGUUGCUCAAACAGAUGGUGCAGACAACGAAUGGCAUGCCUCAUUCUCAUCAUUUUCGUCAUCUUCAUCACACUCAUCGUAUUUGUUGAGACAUGCGAAGGAUUAUGAAGACGCUCUUCCCAUUGUCGAUCUUCUGGGACUUGAGCCCAGGUCUCUGCCCCCACGAGAGGAAACUAACGCGACCAGCCUCCUUAAUCUCGAGUCGCCCGACCACUGCACCUCCAGGAACCUGCAGAAGCCCUUGGAGGAUGAUAUCCAGCAUACCAGAUACAUCGAUACGGUAGAUUUUGUCACUGGAUCUCUCAAUGACAUCCCGAAUUCCACGCACAGUGAGGAUAUCAAGCCUCAAGAUGAGAGGGACAUCGUUACUAAUGAACUUUUCGCCUUUUUACGUGGAUCUUCCGAAUCUCUUAUUGACGCUGACAAUCCGGGAUCCACAAGCAGUGAUGCUAUUCAGCCUCUGGUCAUGGCAGAUACAGUGCAACCGGAAGUAGAAGACGCUUUAGCUGAAAGACAGACUGAUAGUUCAGAGGAAGACCUCGGCACUGAGCAGGUGAUCACGUCCACCCAACCUCCCUGCUGGGUUUUGGACUCGGGUUUUGGCUCCCCUGAUAAUGCGAUUUUUGUCGACGAUUCUUGUGUGGUAAAUGAAUGUGGGGAAGUCAUAGAGUCGGUGAAGACGUUGUAUGACUGGCUGCCUACGCAAGGGCUUGAUUCAGACCAAUUGCAAAGACUUGGGCCAAUGCAAGAGUUUGGCUCUGAGCCCAUGCAAGAGUUUGAUUCAAACCGUUCCCACACGUUCGACUUUACACCUAUACAAUUACAGAAAUCUGCGCCUAUACAAAUGUUAGACUCUGUAUCUUUAGGCACUCUGGACUAUGAGCCUUCACAGCUGUCUGACACAGACUCAGAGUAUACAGAAGCAACUGAUACCAAGAGGUCAUCAUCUCCGGCCACACAUACCAACCCACAACACGAGGCUCAGCUGGGAGACACAACAAUCAAUAUACAUGAAGCCGACCCAGGUCAUGAUCCAAUUAGCGAUAGCCAGACGAAUGGAAUAUAUAGUUUACUUGCUUCAGUACGUCAGACUCUGGAUUAUGUGAGUGUGUACAGCGAGGGAAGUGACGAUAGGGGAAAUCAAUGCGGGAGAGGACGAGAUGAAGGCCAAGAAUAUUUAAAAGAAACCUCAGAAAAUGGAAUUUCACAUGGAGGUUCCUCCAGGUCGUUGGGUCAGCCCGGUCACACGCCCAUCGUCGAGCGUUUGAUCAGCUUGGAGGAACUGGUUGGCGAGGCAGCUAACACCGCCGAGGACCUGGUAAGCCAGCUGAAGGAAGGUCUUUCUGACAAGGUACUCAACUUUGCUCAGUGGGAACUCGAUGAUAUUUUAGUUGAAAAUAAUAGUGUUAAGAGCGAGGCAGACGAGGCAGAGAACAACUCCAAGCUCUCCACCAACCUAGAUGGUCCAGAAAAUAAGAAUGAAAAGCAAGACAGUUCUUCAUGUCCUGCCGAAGAAGUGUGUGGUAGACUCUCGCCCGAAGCGACGGUCAAGAACCAGUUAGACACAGCAUCUCCUGAAGGAACCGAAUCGCACACUGAUAAGGAAAAUACACUAUCAGAAAUUUCUUCAGAUAUCUUCGAGAGUGCCCGUGACUUGUGUCCAGCUAUAGAUGAAAUUUUGAUACACAAGUUAAGUGUGCUGGACUCUGAUGUGACAGAGGACCAAACAGAUGCGUUCCUCACCCACCACGAGAAGACCAGCAAGCGACCAGAGGAUGGUGACGUCUCCUCUUGCUUUGCCAGUGAUCUUGCAACCCUACAGACUCAGGACCGCAAAUCUGACGAUCAGGAUCACAACAAUUCGCUGUAUAUUGAGCGAAUCAAUGGCAUCUUUAACGAGUUUCAGCAUAUGCUAAACAUGGAGGGUUCCACUCCCUCAUCCAUGCUAAAGCCAAGACGUCAUUCUCAAUAUGAAGACUUGAUUGUUGGCCCUUGUUUAUCUGCAAGUGACAGUGCCACUGGACACUGGGUCUCUGAAGCUGUAGGACUGACAGCUUCAUCAUCCACGCUUCAACUUGGCAAAGAUAAUUUGAUUAAUAGUGAUGAUGAUGUUAAUGAUGAUGCGAAAACUGAUGAUUCAAUUCAUUCUCAGUCUCACCAUAGCUUAUUGCAUGAACUACACGAGUCUAAAGGUCUUUCUAACGACGAUAACUCCGGCGACGAAAGAUCUUUCGAAACAAAUCCUCUUGAUGAUGGUAGCAGACGUCGGCCUCACUCCAGGACUCUCGCAGAUCUCGUGACCUCCAGACAACAUUUCUGGAAUUCUUUAUUUGAAGAAAGUGAAGAUGUUGAAGAGGCAGGAGUUUCUAGCUUAACGUCCUCACCAGCCGUCACCAGGAAGUCGGCUGAUCUUACAAGAAGUGGCGCCAUCACUGGUGACGAGAAUAAGGUCUCUGAACACCACAGUUCCGCAGAAGUGAGUCGGUCUUCCGAGCACAUUCACGAGGACGACAUUAAAAUGCAUCUCUUUCAGAGCAAGCAAGAGAUUCGUCAAGGCCUGGUGAAGUUUUCUGACACAAGCCUAGUCGAAUUUUCUGGUGCAAGUCCAGUCAAGUCUUCUUCUAACACAAGUCCGGUCGAGUUUUCUAGCACAAGUCCAACUGAGUCUUCUAGCACAAGUAAAGUCGAAUCUAAUGGAACAAGUCUGGUAGAGUCUUAUGGCACAAAGAUUGAGAAUGUUUUGAAAAAAAGAGUGCAAACCAAAAAGAACAAAGAAAGGAAAUUCAAAUAUUUCAAGCGGGGAAGAGACACAUCAGAAGAAUCUGAAACUGAUGGAAUAUUAGACCCAAAUUACAAAUCUUGUUUGACCCCAAAACCAAGAAAAGACAAAACACUCGCAGUACUACCAAAGGGAACAUUUUCCGAACGCGAGAACGCAGUCUCCCCGAAAGUUGGAACCGAUCGCCAGAAAUUCGGAAUACAGAAAACCAGUGACCAGGAAGGGGGUGACUACGAAAACAUUGGUGGUCUCUCGCGAAUGCCAAGUUUUAAGAAGAUAGAAAAAGGUAUUGUAAGGAGCGGCAAGAAACUAUGGGAAGGCAAACAAAUGGAGCAAUCAUUUGAGAGGAAACUGUGCCAGAGUCAUGUUCUUCCAUCAUUGAGAGAUGCCAACAAAAACUCAAAAUGCUCUGCAGUUGGUGAACAAAUGGAAAAUAAAUUUGAAGCAGGCAUUGAAGAUAUUAUGAAAAACACAUCAGAGCCAACAGAGAGUCUGGAAAAGUACACAGAGGUCAUUACAUCCCAAGUUAUGAAGGAGUCAUUUACUGGGACACCCGUGGCACCACAAGACGGGGCUCCCGCGUACCGUCGACCGAGCAUCAAGAUGAUUGCAAAAGGAAUUGUUCAGAUGAGGAAGAGCCAGUGGGAGGGGAAACUUGAGGUUACAGAGGAAUCUGAAUUAGAAGAAACUCCACCAUCUAACGAAGAACCGGCGACGAAAGAUGAUGUGAUUCGUCCAGAGCCGCAAGUCAGCGACCAUAGAGGAAGUCUUAGUCAACAGAAACAUCGUAAAGGGGCAUCCAGACACAAGCCAUCACUGGGUUAUCAGCUGAGUGUAAAGAUAAAGAACGGGACUGUAGUUGACACUAAACUCUUGUGGGAGGCGAGGGAAGUCGCCAGGAAGAAGGAGCUAAUAGCAGAUUUGGCGCGUGCCCAGGCCACCAUACAUGCCGAGGACGCCCAGAUCCCCAGUGACGAACACCACGGGAAGAAAAUCCCGACGACUAGCUAUCAAGAUAAAGACUCGAUUGCUAGAUCUCAGGAACCGGAGAUCGAACCCCCUCAGACGUCUGAAGGCGUAGAUGCCAGGGAAGUAGUUCGAUGUGAUGAACCCCUUUCUGAACCCAACAUUCAGGAAGGUCGUGUCAAUUCCACAAGGCAGAUGUGGCUCAGUAUGACGACGUCGGAUGGUAUGAACGCUGAGAGCAUCUUGAAAAGCAAAGUGAGAUCCCAGAAGAAUAAAAAGGGACCCAAGCUUCGUGAGUCAGGAGAGGAGUCUUUCGAAAAGUCUUUGAUUGGUAGACACCCAAGCGUAAGGAUCCCCGAAGGUGCUGUUCUGGAGGAGAAGAGGAAGUUGGAGUCGAUAAUGAUUCAGUUAAAAAAAGGUCGCGGAAUCUACGUCGAGUGGAAAAAAUUAAGAAAAUCAAGAAACGUCAAAGCUUUUGGCCCAUCAGGUCUCCCCAGUGAUCGUGUCCCUACAGUCUUGAAGCCGACAGAGACAGACCGGCGUUGCGGGGAUGAUAUUUGCCUAAAGGAAAUCGAACCCGAUAAAGUCAUGGAACGAGUCCCUGGCUUCGAACAAAUAAAAAAGGGGACUGUGUUGGCAAGACAGCAAAUCUGGAGCAUCGGCGAGGCUCGUAAGACUCCGAGUCCGAACCCAAAGGUAUUACAUGUAAGAUCACCACAAGGAAACAUUAUUCCAGGUGUUGCAAAUACACAUAAAGGAAAGCAUGACAGUCCUCAAGAUAUGGAACCUGUUAAAAUGAUUCCUAAUACGAAAAUAAUCGCGAAAGAAGCGGUCAAGUGUAGCAAAACCCAAACAAAAUUUUUAAAUGCGAAAAACAAUUCCAAAACCAAUGAUUCCAAUGAUGUGGGUAGAUCAAAGACUCAAUGUAAAGCAGAGAUUGCCAGUGAGUUGAUAUCUGGGGGACGGCUUCAAGCACAGGGACAGCAACAAGCUGAGGUAGAGGAGCAGCCCAAAACAAUACCGGUUUCAGGGUACCAGCUAAGCAUAAAGAUCAAAGAAAGGCAUGUUGCAAGCAUCAAGAACCUGUGGGAGGGAAGGCAGCAGGAAGACAGGGCCAAUAGGGUCCUUGGGAGGUCUAUCGAAGACAAGAAGAAACAGGACUCGUAUGAAAGGAACUCCGAGGAAUCUCUUCAUUCUAAACAAGAUGAUGACGGUGGAGAUGACGCAGCAAAAGGAACCAUCGCUCCAAGCUGGAAGAUUCAAGAAGGAAAAGUGAGAGAAGAGAAGGAAAAAUGGGAAGAUAUUAAUAGCUGCAAAGAUGAAUAUAAUCAGUGGAAGAAAGUCAGAGAUGAUCACAGUUUCCAUGAAAUCCAGAUGGCAAGGGCAGCUGCGUCAGUUGCAGCUGCUGAUGCAUCCUCCGGAGGUGACACCACUCAGCGGAGAGCAGAAACUCUGCAGCAGAAUUCUUUCAAGUCCGAGUUAUCCAAAACUGAAUCGGCCCUUCAGACUACAAGUAUCGUAAGUGCUUCGAGGAACACGUGGGAGGAGAGCGAACACAAAGAUCUUAAAUUGGCUCGAAAGCCUCUACACACGAGAGUCCUAGAAUCUCAAGAUGAUGGCAAGAGAGACUAUGAGGAUGAACAUCAGGACAAACCAUUAGUGCAGGAAAUCAUCCCAUGGAGGUCAGAAUUUUGUGAAUUCCGGUUUUGCUCAACAGAGGUAGAAAUUGGCCGUAAGACAGACAGCGUCACUGAAAUGCUUUCCAAAGAACCGACAGAAGAGACCAACAAGGGACAGUCAUCCAGUAUUACGUCCUACGAAGGCACCAGUCAAAUAGACAGACAUAUAAAGGAGAAUACACCACAAAGUAAGAAUAUCUUACACCAGAAGAUGUCUGCUAAUCAAGCCUUCUUAGGGGACGCAAACCCUGCAGAAGAUACCGAAAUGCUGGAGAGAAAACGCAAAAGUAGUCCACACAAAGAAUUUCACGUGAGGGACCAGAGCGAGAUGGAACCGUCUGCGACGCUACACCAUGAGACAAGAGAGCCGAGCGAUGCUCAAGUUGAGGAAGUCGACAACAAUGCAGCUUCCAGUAGAACCCUGAAUUUUGAGGUCGAGUCUAGACAUCUGAACACGGGCCAUUGCGUCUCGGAGCAAAUCCAGGACAACAACACGUUUGCCCAAGCUCAAAAUAAACCCAAACAAGCGAAGGUCAUUCAGUUUUACCAGAGAGAUCAAAUCCAAGACAUUGCACCGUCAGAAGAGAAAACCUGCAUGCUAAACCCACAAGUUGAGCCACAAGACAGUAAACAAAGGAAAUAUGGUCUCACCAAUCAUAAACAAGAUUCCCGCGACACUGAGCUUUCCAAAAGCAAAUCUAACAGGGAUGGUAGUCUUGGAGGCAAGAAUUCCCGACUAGUAGAUAAUAGCUAUCAGGAACCCGUAAGUAUGUCGGAGUCAGGACCGGAGAGUAAGAAUAAAGAUAGUGAAGACGAAAAGGAGAAGGAAGAAGAAGAAGGGGAUGAUGAUGAUCCUUCAACUAUCCCUGCGCUCGACCAUCCAUCCACACGAAAACAGCCGGAAAUUGAAACUUGGGUUCGUGAGAAUCCGUUAUGUGGUACUGGGUUAGUCUUAGAUGCUACAAGUUCCUCUGAAAGUCUAGAAAGGCUGUUCCAUGAACGUCCUAAAGUAUCGCCUACUGCUGAAGUGUCAUCUGACGAAGUUCCUGUAAUGCCUUCACCUGAAAAAGUUCCCAAAGUUCAAAUAACUCAUGAGCAUCAUGAAAUGCCAUUACAUGAAGAAGUUCCUGAACUGUCUUCCAUUGAACUACCACAAGAAUCAUCAGCGGAAGACACGGCAGAAGCAAUUUGGGUUGAGCCCUCUGAAGAGUUCGCAUCUUGGCUUCUCGGGACGACGAACGAGUCACCCAGAGGCUCCACCACCUACCAACCAUCAACUAAUUCGAUGGCGAAGGGCUUUGGGGAUAACACGACUGUCCUCAGGCCAGGCUCGGGGAGUAGAAGACCUCCCGAAACCCUCUCCGGAUAUUCUCCAGGUAUCAUCAAGCCCACAGAACAGAAGGGAAGCGGAAUAACAGAGGGUGAAGAAGCAAAGGGAGACGAGAAGCAGGAGCCGCUUGAGAACAGCGAGGCCUUGAUAAAUCAGACACGUCACGAAGUGCUGCAAGAAAACGGUCUACAGCUGCCAGAGUCACCACCGUUGCGUAAAAAGGCAGAUGCGUCCUACGAACCGCCAAAAGCCACUGCCUUUAGGAGUCCACCUUCGAAGGACAUGGUCUCUCAGAAGAAAGAAUUUUGGGAUAAGUUAGUAGUUAAAAAUGAAGAAACGAUCAAAGGGAACACAAAUCAUACUCACCUAAAUAUUACCUCUGGAGGCCAAUGGAAGCAAGAGAUAAAGAAAACACAGUGUGUAAAAGAAAAGAAUGACUGUAACGCAGACACAGAUUCGAACGCUCCAUCGUCAGAUUCUGAUAAUGCGGAUGACCCAGCGAUCUCAUGCAUGACUCAGGACGAGCACGAAAAGAAUUUAGUUUCACAAAAGAAAAGUUUUUGGGACGACCUCAUCACCAAGAGAGACAGAGAAGCAAAGGUAAACAAACCACACGAGACAAAGAAAGUUAUCGUUCAUGAACAACCUGUGACUGAACAAACUCUUGCUACAGUAGCCACACUCGAGGAGUCCAGACAUGAAAAUGAAUCCUAUACGGAAAUCAUGAAAUCAAAGACCACUUUGGGUCGCAAGCUCAGCAUUACCAUUAAAAAGGGAACCGUAAAAGCGAAUCAGCAGAAAUACAACUUGCAGAAGGAAGAUGAAUACACGAAAUGGAAGAAGAUGAAAGAUCAGAAACGAAGAAGACCUGUAUCUCCAAGCAAAGAAGUUGUAGCAGCGUCCGUUCGUCUGCAAAAAAACUCUCUAGAGGGUGCUGCAUGCACCUCCAGGCCUAAAACAGAACAAUACACACCUGAGGCCCAUAGUGUUAGGUCUUCUGGACAGAGCAAGAAGUCCAAAGUGCUGAAGAAAAGUCGGGUUGCGUCUCCAAGACCUGGAAGCGGGGACUCCACUGAAGAAGAAGAAACUCACAGUCCAAAAAGAGUUCGCAGGAAAGUGAGCGUAAAGAUCCAGAGAGGCCUGGUCCAGAAGUGCAAGACUCGGUGGGAAACGACUCGUACCAAGCCCGGGUACUGGACGUGGAAACGCACCAGAAUGUCCUCAUAUUCGACUAACCUGCGCAAGCUUCCCUAUACGCCAAGAACAGAUCAUUCUCUAACGGAUCUAACACCACCAACUGGGACCCAUCUGUCUCCUGUUAGUGCGCAAGAAAAUAUACAAGCCCCCCUUAGUAGUCUGCUGACUAGACACCACAAUCAUCAGGGAACAGAAACAGCCCUGGGGAACGCCAUUAACUUGCCACAACAGCAAGUUAGAGCCUUGUGGGAGCAGGAGAGGUAUAUGACCCCCUCUCCUACCCAUGAGGUUUCUGAAGGCUACCUCACUCCCGACGAAGCACAGCAGUACCUGAGCGGCAUCAAAGGCAACGUAGCGCAGCAGAGGAAGAGAUUCGACAGCCUGGGAAGUGUGGUGAGCACGGAGAGUGCCGACAGUCUAGGUAGUGUAGACUACAGACCCGACCUUGACAUCUGCAACUCUCCGGUAAUUUUAGACAAAGAAUACGCCAACUCUGUCGUCGGGAAAGUGAGACGACAAAGGAAUAUGUGGGAAACCAAGUUCCAAAGGACGCAACAGGAAGACACUAAAGAGCGAUCAACGUUACAAGCAAAAAAGGCCACACAAAUGGACUUUGCCCAAAGCAGUUCGCUCGACAUGUUACCAGCAAUGCAAAUCACAGAAGUCAAGCCGAGUGGCUUCCCUGCAACACCGAGAGAAUCAGAAACCCGACUCUACAUCCUCCACAACACUAUCGAGGGCGACCUGGUACUCCAGACAUACGAUGACAGCUACAAGAAGCGCCAAGGCUCGCCACCUAGCGACGACGGCAGCGAAACGGGAGAGGACGAGGCCCCGUCGAAGGAAGAGAAGUGGGACGAGGCGUCGCAUCCCAUCAGGAGGAAAUCCGUCGAAAAGUGCGCGCAGCGCUACAGCUUGGAGGGGACGCUUGACCUCGGCAGCCGCCGCGUUCCUCCUGAAGGCGGAGCAGACGAGCAAACCCGGACCAAGGAUCUUCAGGAAGCCACAACCAUGGAUAUUUGUGACCGCACAUCGAACCUAAUGACUCCCUCUGUCCUACAGCCCAAAUCUUCUCUCGGAAGCUCUGAGGCCACAUUGCCAGGCCUUACUGAUGGGGACGGAGGAGGUCUCAGCGCCCCGUGUGAAAUAGGUUAUGAUUAUGAGGAAUACAAACGAAGUUUUGCUUCUGCUAAACAGCUGUUUGAAACAGGAUUGAAAGAAAACGCGUCGGAGCCCCCAGGGGGUACUACUCGAGAGUGUGUUGUCCCUAGGAGCGGUCAUCAUGAUGGUGCUACUAAGGACUUUGUGGAGAGUACUGCUAGUCAUAUUCAACAGAUAAUUAAAUCCAGUGACGAAAGUACAAAUUCUAUGUCAUCAUUAAGCCCUACUCCAGUAAAUGAUAUAAUGUCUCCGCAACAAAACAAUAGUCAAAGCACAGUCAAUCGUAAUGUUUCUGAAGUCAAGCGUUUUGAUGAAAGAUUCGACUCUUUCGAAUACGUGGAAAAUAUAUGGGGUGGUAAUGAAGAGCAGAACUUAGUGAAUAUUUCCAAACCAGCUCACUUAACAGACCACGGCUGUCAGACAGACGAAGAACUCGAGGUGUUUGUUCCCCCAAGUUCAGGCGUGAACUUGAUCAACGAGAGCUACCAAAGCUUCCUUGAAAAGGAAUCUGAUAAGCUAAGGAUGCGGAAAGACGGAUUUCCCCGAGACCAGGAAAUUCAGGUGUCUCAGGAAGAUUUCGUCAGCCCCUUAAAACGAUGCGUGUCUCAAAAGUCUAGACAGUAUGACCUGCUGGAAAUGCCAGAACUGAAGCGACGCAUUUUUAAGCGUCGACGGCGUACUCACGUCUUGGACAGGAAGCGUUCUCUGUCUGGAUCUGAUGCGCACUUGUUCCAGGGAGAGGAAGGGAUAGCUCUUCGAUCCUCGAGAACAGUUUAUGGAGCGGACCGUGGGUGGUCUGAAGACUCCGAAGUAAACAUGGCUAAAUCAGGAAAAUUUGGUAUAGCCAACUCGUCGCCCCUGGUGGCUUCCCUUAAGGACCUGGUUAAGGACCUGCCCUCCGUGUAUCCAGAGGGGCAACACGACCCCAUGAUUCACGACGACCUAGCAGACUUCAACCCCGACGACUUUCUGCAGUUUCCCCAAGAUGAGGUGAUCAAGACACUAAGUGGGUGCUACAGGGGCGAGUUUCCCCACGUACCAGUGAGUGGGACACGUUCUUGUCCCAUUACCUCCAGGAGGGGACAGGAGGAGCUCAUAUCCCUGACGGACCUCCGGCGGACCAGUCUCCCAGAGCUGCUGCUACCUCACCCGCUGCCCAGUGACGCCGCUUCUCUCUACAGGGAUUGUGAGUCGCCAGUCUACGUCUUCCAUAAUCCCUUCAGCCAUGAGGACCCGGCCGAUAUAGACCACAGGGAAGACCCGAAGGAUGUCUCCUGUCAACACGGAGGGUACUCACAUGCCCUCAGGGAAGAUCCGAAGGAGGUCUCCUGUCAACACGGAGGGUACUCACAUGCCCUCAGGGAAGAUCCGAAGGAGGUCUCCUGUCAACACGGAGGGUACUCACAUGCCCUCAGGGAAGAUCCGAAGGAGGUCUCCUGUCAACACGGAGGGUACUCACAUGCCCACAGCAGUGAGAGUCUCGUGUUAUCCCUGAACGGUGCCAAUUCCUCGUCGGACGGCGGACCUGCGACGUCUGACAGCAGUGACAAGUGUAGCACACAGUCAGAUUCCCAGAGGGAAACUGUAAGAGAUUCUCGGCGGUCUUUACAAGCUAAAAUGACGAACGAUUCUGCAAUAAUGGAUGAAGCGAGCAUCAAUUUUUCUUCGGAAGAGGAGGAGGAGGAGGCAGAAGGGCCAAACGAAAGACAAAAUGUGCCAGUUGAAGAUAGGGAAGAGAAGGCAGAAGAAGAAGAGAGAGAUAGAAGCUCCGGGGAGGAGGAAUCACAUGGGUGUCUGGCGUAUGGAGAAGGUCUUAAGCACGGCACCGUUGGAGGAGUCAACACCUUCAUCAUCGACACCGUUGGAGCAAGCCAGGGAGAGGUGACUGUGAGCGUGGAAGGGCCCUACGAGGAUUGCGUCUCGGCUACUGAGGUCUACCCGUUGGAAGAGGCGCCCGGGGUGUACCAGGUCCACUUCUGGGUCACCACUCCGGCACGCUACCAGGUUCUCGUUACCUGGGCGGGGCGACACCUGCCUGGUAGCCCCUUCACCUGUGUCGUUGAGUGAUGAUUGGACCUUAACCUGUCUCGAGUGACGGGUGGACCUUCACUUGGGUCAUUGAGUGACAGGUGACCCUCCACCUGGGUCAUUGAGUGAGAGGUGGACCUCCACCUGGGUCAUUGAGUGACGGGUGAACCUCCACCUGGGUCAUUGAGUGAGAGGUGGACCUCCACCUGGGUCAUUGAGUGAGAGGUGGACCUCCACCUGGGUCAUUGAGUGACGGGUGAACCUCCACCUGGGUCAUUGAGUGAGAGGUGGACCUCCACCUGGGUCAUUGAGUGAGAGGUGGACCUCCACCUGGGUCAUUGAGUGACGGGUGAACCUCCACCUGGGUCAUUGAGUGAGAGGUGGACCUACACUUGGGUCAUUGAGUGACAGGUGACCCUCCACCUGGGUCAUUGAGUGACGGGUGGACCUCCACCUGGGUCAUUGAGUGACAGGUGGACCUCCACCUGGGUCAUUGAGUGACAGGUGGACCUCCACCUGGGUCAUUGAGUGACAAGUGGACCUCCAUCUGGGUCAUUGAGUGACAGGUGGACCUCCACCUGGGUCAUUGAGUGACAAGUGGACCUCCACCUGGGUCAUUGAGUGACAGGUGGACCUUCACUUGGGUCAUUGAGUGACAGGUGGACCUCCACCUGGGUCAUUGAGUGACAGGUGACCCUCCACCUGGGUCAUUGAGUGACGGGUGGACCUCCACCUGGGUCAUUGAGUGACAGGUGGACCUCCACCUGGGUCAUUGAGUGACAGGUGGACCUCCACCUGGGUCAUUGAGUGACAAGUGGACCUCCAUCUGGGUCAUUGAGUGACAGGUGGACCUCCACCUGGGUCAUUGAGUGACAAGUGGACCUCCACCUGGGUCAUUGAGUGACAGGUGGACCUUCACUUGGGUCAUUGAGUGACAGGUGGACCUCCACCUGGGUCAUUGAGUGACAGGUGGACCUUCACUUGGGUCAUUGAGUGACAGGUGGACCUCCACCUGGGUCAUUGAGUGACAGGUGGACCUACACUUGGGUCAUUGAGUGACAGGUGGACCUCCACCUGGGUCAUUGAGUGACAGGUGGACCUCCACCUGGGUCAUUGAGUGACAGGUGGACCUACACUUGGGUCAUUGAGUGACAGGUGGACCUCCACCUGGGUCAUUGAGUGACAGGUGGACCUACACUUGGGUCAUUGAGUGACAGGUGGACCUCCACCUGGGUCAUUGAGUGACAGGUGGACCUCCACCUGGGUCAUUGAGUGACAAGUGGACCUCCACCUGCGUCAUUGAGUGAUAAAUGACUCAUCUGUACUGCUGAGGAGACUAACGGCCAUUUGAUGUAUUCCAUCGAGUGAUUAAUAUAUUCACCUGUGUAAUUAACCAUUCCGCCUCGUUGUCAAGAGACUGGCAUGAAUUUAUGCAAAUUAAAAACAGUAAAAAUGUCCCUCAAAGCGACCACAAUAAAAAAAAUACUUAACAAUGGGCGCUGAAGCAGAAACAACCUCCCCCCCCCCAAAAAAAAAAUAAUAACCGCGUCCCCUUGGCUAGAGCCGGGCCCGAGAACUAGACUCCAGUGUGCAAUGUCGUGGAAACCGAACCAUUAUGGGUGCGCAAUUUUCAAGUAUUCAUUUCAAAGAAUUCCUAUGAUGGAAAAAAAUAGGUUAGUAAUGCCCUAACGCCAUAUACGUAAAGUUACCCGUAUGUCAUCAGUACAUCUUAAUAUCUGUAUCUAUGAACAAUAUUAUUCUAUACUAUUUAUAAUUAAUAAAGUUUAGCGAUGAAUUCUAAGAUUGAUAUCAAGUGUGUCUUCAAUUAAUGUGCAUUACGUAAAAUACUAAAUGGUAAGUGCUUUAUAUUAUAAUGGCUUGAAAAUGUUUUUGCUGUACAUUUGUUUAAUACAAGCAUACACAUGUAUUCACUCAC
This is a messenger RNA of Procambarus clarkii (red swamp crayfish), 27569 nucleotides long. The record is from RefSeq and is a predicted model, not a curated record. NCBI's taxonomy places the organism in Eukaryota, Metazoa, Arthropoda, Malacostraca, Decapoda, Cambaridae.